This is a messenger RNA of Saccostrea cuccullata (small rock oyster), 1638 nucleotides long. RefSeq lists its product as uncharacterized. The transcript has 2 exons. Bases 298 to 1605 code for a protein of 435 amino acids. NCBI's taxonomy places the organism in Eukaryota, Metazoa, Mollusca, Bivalvia, Ostreida, Ostreidae. The record is from RefSeq and is a predicted model, not a curated record.
UUCUAUUUCGUCAUAAUUACUUCCGGAAUUAUGUGAGAUAGUAGUACGCAUGUGCAACCUCAGUGUGGUACGAGUUAUGAACGAAGAAGGACGUGGUCCUUCAAUUAGCAACUUCAGUUCGUGUCUAAGUUAACGUGGUUAACUAUUUUUUCGUUUGACACAUUGAUAAGAUUUUAUUAAUUACAGAACUCGAGGAGUUCUGUUUUUUACGACUAUUAUCAACAAAACUCGAGGAGUUUUGUGUUUACGACUACCAUAAAGCGGUUCUUCGACUACUUUAUGAUAAAGUCGUAAAAAAUGGCGGAACAGAUGAUUCAAAAGAAACAAUUACGAAGUACUACUUGCUUUGAAGAAGAAGUAGACACAGAAAAGACAGACGGAACAUGUAAAAGUAACGAUGUUACUAAAAAGAACUCUAAAGUCGAGGUUCAGGGAACAAAGACUAAGAAGCAUGGUAGUUCUGUCGGCAGUACGGUAAGCGCUACAAGCACUAGGUCCAGCGGGACGAAAAAACCUGUGAAAGUUGUGGCCGAUGUCCACAACAGCGGUAAUACACAAAACGAUAAUCAAAUUAUGUGUAUACUGAAUACAAUUCUUGAAAAUCAGAAAAAACAAGAUGAACAGAUUGGUACAUUGAACAAUAAGAUCAAUAUGAUAGAAAACGAAUUUCAAGAAUGUGAUGAUUAUGAAGGUUACGAUGAUGAUCAGACAUACGACGAGAGUUGUAAUAAUGUUCAGCGUACAGAUGAUAAUGUUGAAAAUUCAGAUAAUGCUUCUGGAAAAAGGAAGAGUGAUCAUUUGGACACAGAAGUUGUUCAAGAAAGUUCAAGUCGUUUUAAGAACAUGAGUAAAAGAUUUAAAAGCAGAGAAGUGUGUGAUGUGAAAAUAGAUGAGACUUUGGCUACAAAUAUAACAGAUUUGUUUAGAAAUGGAAUGAAUGAAGAUCAGUAUUCAGAUAUGAUUAAAGAUGAAAAUAAUGCAAGACCAGAAAAUUGUGAAGGUCUGAAAGUUGUGAAGACAAACCAACUCGUUUGGGAUAUUAUAUCUCAAGAAGCUAAAACAAUUGAUAGAAAAAUGCAAAACAUAGAAACUUCUGUUAUUAAAGGUUCUAUCAUUCUGGCCAAAGUUGUGAACAAGUUGGCAGAUGUGGAAAAUGAAUUAGAUGAUACACAGAAAACGAAGUUGGGAAAAAUUAUAGAUGAAUGCAAUGACAGCUUGGCUCUAUUUGGACAUGCAAACAAACAAGUAAAUAUGACAAGACGUGAGCUUAUAAAACCAGAAUUAAGAUACGAAUACUUGCACUUAUGUGCACAAACUGUACCUUAUACGUCUUGGUUAUUUGGUGACGAUAUUUCAAAAACUGCGAAAGAAAUUGAAGAUUGCAGCAAGAUUGGUCACAAAUUGAACAGAGGUGGAUCAUUCCGAGGGAGAAUGAGAGGACGUUUCAGAGGUCCUGGUCGUAGACCUAGAGGACGUGGAAAUUAUUACAACAACAACACUGCAUACAAUCCUAACUAUCCAAACAGAAGUAGUGGCCAAUUCUAUCCAAAAAACUUCAAGAAGAGCAAUACGACACUGUCACAGCAGAAAAACAAGAAUCAAUAAAGAAUGAGUCUGAUGGGCUUGUGCAUCAAGAAG